Molecule: messenger RNA, 1293 nt
Organism: Colletotrichum navitas
Lineage: Eukaryota; Fungi; Ascomycota; Sordariomycetes; Glomerellales; Glomerellaceae
Product: WD domain-containing protein
Exons: 4
Coding region: 151-1107 (318 amino acids)
Biological process (GO): regulation of actin cytoskeleton organization; TOR signaling
Cellular component (GO): TORC1 complex; TORC2 complex
Molecular function (GO): protein binding
Source: RefSeq, a predicted model, not a curated record
AUCGUGGAGGGGCUGCAUCUUGAUGACCUCUCGCGCGCAACAUAUCUACCUAUAUACAUAUGGGCGCAUAUCCCCCAACGCCACGACCGACAUAUCAUUGCUCACUAUAACAUGCGAUAACCGAAGCCAAAAGGCUUUAGCACAGUAACCAUGUCUGUGAUUCUUUGCACAGCGGGCUACGAUCACACGAUCAGGUUCUGGGAGGCUCUCUCCGGCAUUUGCUCUCGCACAAUCCAACACCCCGAUUCUCAGGUCAAUCGCCUCUGUAUCUCCCCCGACAAGCGUUUUCUUGCUGCCGCAGGCCACCAUACGGUCAAGCUCUACGACAUCAAGUCGACGAACCCGAAUCCGUUGCUGACAUUCGAGGGUCACACGGGAAACAUUACUGGCGUUGCCUUCCACUGUGAGGGCAAGUGGAUGGUCACCAGCUCGGAGGAUGGCACAGUCAAGAUCUGGGAGACGCGCAGCGGCCAGGUUCAGCGCAGCUACAACCACGGCUGCCCCGCCAACGAUGUCGUGAUCCAUCCAAACCAGGGUGAGAUCAUAAGCUGUGACCGCCAGGGCAGCGUCCGCGUCUGGGACCUAGCCGAGAACAACUGCUCUCACCAGCUGAUCCCCGAGGAAGACGUCUCCGUCUCGAGCGUCACUGUCGCCAGUGAUGGUUCGCUGCUGUGCGCCGCGAACAAUGGCGGAAACGUUUUCGUGUGGCAGCUGCUGCAAGCUUACGAUCGAACACAGCUCCUUCCUGUGACUCACUUCAACGCGCACAAAGAGUACAUCACGCGUAUUCUGCUUUCGCCUGACGUCAAAAAGCUCGCAACCUGCAGCGCCGACCACACCGCCCGCAUCUGGGAGGUAAAGGACCUUGAGCCUGCCGCCGACCAGGAGCCCAAGCCCUUUCCACUCGAGGCGACACUCACAGGCCACCAGCGCUGGGUGUGGGACUGCGCGUUCAGCGCCGAUUCGGCUUACCUAGUGACGGCCUGCUCUGACCACUACGCCCGGCUCUGGGAACUCCACAGCCAGCAGAUCAUCCGCCAGUACAACGGCCACCACCGAGGUGCGGUCUGCGUCGCCCUCAACGACUACUCGGAGUCUACUAGGUAACGACUGUGGGUUGACGCUUGGGGUGGCAUUCGUAUUUGUCAAUUUUCCUUGGUUCACAACAGAACCCUAUUGUGCGUGUAACAUUUUCAUCAGUUUGGGCAAUGAGGGGACUUGGGUUGGCGGGGCGUCCGGGAAAGUCGUUUGUAGCGCAUUUACAGUUGGGAUGCGGCCGUCUGCAUUGCAUAU